Prorocentrum cordatum is the source of this 471-nucleotide messenger RNA. NCBI's taxonomy places the organism in Eukaryota, Dinophyceae, Prorocentrales, Prorocentraceae. The record is from the annotation of a GenBank genome assembly.
AUGUUCGAUGCUGACGUCUACAACGAGGUCACAGAGGUGGCUGGAGCGCGGUUCAAUCCCAGCGCCCAAACGUGUUUGGGCGCGAUCGGCAAUGCAAUUGCGGGUUCGACGCGGGGGAAUCCGAAGAUUGGAAUCUUUGCCAAACACGCGAAGGCCUUGAAGCAAUGCGCCCCGCCCAUGGUUGACGACGUCCGCCGAGCGAAUCAGUUCGGGGAGAUGGCCGACGUGACCGACGAGGUCUUGAACAAGGCAGUUGCCGAGGCGCCGUCGUCGGAGGCGCUGCGAACAUUGGCCUUACAGCUCAACAGGGCCAAGACGAAGUACCGUUCUUCGGUCAGGGUCCCUGCCAAGGAGGCCGCGGAGAAGCUCAUCGGGACCAACGUGCCCAACCUCGAGUGCCGUUUCAGCCGCGUCAAGUCCAAGCUCCGGCGCCCGAGGCGGCCAGAAUCUACGACGACCACCUCCAACUGA